Messenger RNA from Peronospora belbahrii, 3855 nucleotides. NCBI's taxonomy places the organism in Eukaryota, Oomycota, Peronosporomycetes, Peronosporales, Peronosporaceae. The record is from the annotation of a GenBank genome assembly.
AUGGUGGCAGAAGGUAUUGCUGUAAGUGGCUUAGACGAAGAAGAAAGCGAUCAGGAUUCGAUUGUAGUUGAUGGUGAAGAAGAAGACGACGAAAUGGAAGAAAGCGACGACAUUGAGAGCAAGGAUUUUGACCAGGAAGUGGAUGCUAGUGACUGCAUUGUUUAUCAAAUUAGAAGCACACUUCGAUCAAGCCAAAUGUCAAGCCACGAAGCCAGAAAGAUAGCAAAGAAACGUAAGGCCAAGUCGGGACGUAGCGAGCGCUGGAAUCGCCGUCGAAAGAUUGCAAAUGUGAUGAAAGAAGCAGAUUUGGAUGAAGGUACACGAAAAGCUCGUGAGGCAGAAGCAAAGCGAGCGCAGCGAAUUGAUGCAAUUUUGGGAAAAUUUUCAGCCUUGUCAGACGAUCAACUUUUGGUGCCGGAUAAGAAGGAAAAGAAAAAGUUAUGUCUAAAUCCUACAGCAGGUGAAAUGCCAACAGGUGAAGAAGGGCACGAAAAUGCUCCAAUUUAUGUGUACAAUGAUCUUGUCGAUAAACUCAAGCCUCACCAGGUUGACGGUGUGAGAUUUUUGUGGGCUCAUGUUGCAGUGGAACCGGUUGGUUUUGGGUGUGUGCUGGCAGAUUUUAUGGGUCUGGGUAAGACAUUGCAAGUAAUAACAACGGCACAGGCGUUUUUGUCGAAGAAUACGUUGGAUGAGAAUGGUCAAUUGAAGCAGAGACAUAAGCACGUGCUCAUCCUUGCCCCGACAAUUUGUGUCCGAAAUUGGGAAGCUGAGAUCGUCAAGUGGCUCGGCAAAAAGGAAGCCCGACGCCUAGGACUAUUUACGCUGGAGUCAAGCCGAGAAAAGAAAAUGAGUGAUCGCGUGUUUGUUGUCAAAAAAUGGUAUAAGCGCGGUGGAAUUUUAAUCAUGGGCUACGAGCUCUAUCGCCUUUUGGUAUUGCAGUCUAGCGGUGAGGAAAAGAUUGCCGCGGGAAACCAGAAGUACGCACAUUUGAUAAAACAGGUAUACUCAUGUUUAAGCAAUCCGGGACCCGAUCUUAUUGUUUUGGAUGAAGGCCAUCGUGUUCGUAAUCACAAGUCAAAAAUGGUGAAAGCCUUGGCUCACGUUAAAACAACGCGACGCAUUAUUUUGACGGGAUACCCACUCCAGAAUCACUUGGAGGAAUACUGGACAAUGGUAAAUUUUGCUCGACCGGACUAUCUUGGUUCCUUGGAUGAAUUUAAAAACCGAUAUGUAGCCCCAAUCACAAACGGACAAUGCAUUGAUAGCUCCGAAGCUGAUUUGCGUCUGGCCCGGCACCGCGCCUUUGUUUUAACGCGCGAGCUGAGGCCUUUGGUACUGCGUCGUGAUCAACAAUAUCUUUUUAAACAGCUACCACCUAAGAAGGAAUAUGUGUUGAUGUGCAAAUUAACUGACGCACAAGCACAGUUGUACCGUGAAUUUCUAAAACAUGGUGUUCCAACUCGUGGUGACUCAGAUCAGGUGGACGUCCUUGGUGGCUACCAUAUUGCACUAGCUAUCUCGAACCACCCCGACGUCAUAUGUGAAACGUACAAGAAGCUUGAGAAAGAGGAGCAUAACGGAGCUUGUCGGAAAUCAAAACGUCAUGGCGUCUUGGACAUUUUUGGGAUUGAAGAUGGCGGAAACGAUUUUGAUCCAUACAAUAGUGGCCCGAGUCACGUUGCUACCAGGUCCAGUACAUCUGAAACUUUUUUACUAGCGAAGUCGCACGGUCUGCGCGACAUCGACGCCGACAUUAAUGCCAAUGAAGUUGAAGACGGUGAGUCCGCGCUUCCUAUUACGGUAAAGUUGGGUAGCACGGCUGUGCCAAAGCCCAAGCGGACACCUGCUGCGAGAUGUCAUCGUUUGAAAUUUGCUCGGCAUUUUAUGGAAGAUUAUGUCCCGAAUCAGCUUGAAUCGAGUGGCAAGAUGAUGAUUCUUAUGGAACUUUUGUCAGUGUGUCAGAGCGUCGGCGACCGUGUGAUCAUAUUUUCGCAGAGCAUUCCUACACUGGAUUCUAUUGGAGCAGCAAUUUCUAAGCACAACAGGCAUCAACGCCGCCACGCAAAACGCUUUAGUUUUUUGCGUAUUGACGGAAGUACGACCCAGUCAGACAGAUUUCGUCAAAUCGCUCAGUUUAACGACCUUGCAGAGGACGUUGAUCUAAUAAUGAUAUCGACGAAAGCAGGCGGCGAAGGAAUCAACCUUUGCGCUGGCAACCGAGUUAUCAUUUUUGAUGUGUGCUGGAACCCAUGCAACGAUGCCCAGUCUAUGUGCCGAUCAUACCGUUUCGGUCAGACAAAACCCGUGUUUGUAUAUCGGUUUGUGACGGUGGGGACGAUGGAAAAGAAGGUAUACGACUUGCAAAUUCGUAAAGAAGGCGUUGCUAAACGUAUAGUGGAUGAGAAGACGACCGAGAGAAAGUUCAUGUCAUCUGAGCUGCAAAAGUAUUUUAGCAUUGAGGACUUUGAAGAUUCUUUGUUGUAUGCGCAAGGCAAGGCAGCAGACGAUGAAGAAGCGACUAUUCAAGCAAUACCCCAUGAAGAUUCUGUGCUUAUGAAUAUUUUGACAGAAAUGAGGGACAGAGCUACGAAUGCCGGUUGCACCAAUGAAAAUGGAGAAUUUAGUGCUGCUGGAGUGUUGGCUAACAAGAGAUGUAUUAUUGAUUGCUUUGAGCAAGAAACGAUGUUUGAAGAAGAUUUGGACCAACAGUGUACACCAGCUGAGCAGAAGGAAAUUUUGGAGAGCUAUACUUACUACAAAGCGGUGCGGACACUGCGUAGUGGAGGAACUCACCUCAUCAGCCGUGAGGGUGUGCUGAUGAAGAAUUGUGACUCUUGUCGAGCACCAAACGAAAUUUACCCGACAUCCAUUACUAACGUUCCCGUGCCCUCAAUAAUUGAAUGCAUUUAUUGCAAGCACUCUAUGGCAACUGUUGGUGCAGUCCCUCUGUCGCAAAUUCCUGUCGUUGCGCAUUCGUUUAUGGGACGUAUUUCUUGGGUCCCGACUAUUGCACAAGGGAAUCAAUUGUCUACAACAGCGCCUUUAUCUGCUGCAGCCACGUUGUCCCUUCCAUUCGCACCAACUGCUAUUGGUGCUGCUCCGAGUGUAAGCGCUCAGACUGGUGGUCGCAUUUUGCCUCCUCACAUGCAGGUUCUGUUUGAUCAGCAAAAGGCAGGAAACAAGAUUACGGAGGAACAACGGGCUCAGCUUUUUCAUCAUCAAAGGGCGGAGGAGAACCGACUACUGUUUGAGUGCAAUCAAGAUAAGAUUGCGGCAGCGGUGCGAAAGCAGGAGCGAGCAACGAUGAGACUUAGAGACAGGCAUCUACUUAUCCUUCGGCGAGGCAUAAAGGGAUGUCAAGAUCUUAAGCGGAAGGCUAAGGAGUGUGGUGCUUCCUUGGCGAUCGAGGUCAAUUCACAACUGACGGAUAUUGUAAGUGCGAUGAGCCCAGCAGAAACACUUAAGUGGCUAAAGCUGAGCAAGCUUCCUGGAGAUGUAGAACUUCACGAUGACACGUGGCUGCGGAAUGAAAUUGCUAAAGAGCAAGGUUUGUCACUCAUUGCAGCAGAGCCUAGCUCGAAUCUGAGCUCAAAACAACAAAUAGCUAAAACAGCUGCACCUGCUGUUGACUCCCGGGCCGCAAUCGCUACAUCUUCCGCUUCUGAUUUUACACCGGCUUAUGACCGAAGUCCACAGACAACGCCAGACAGCAGCAGUGAAUACAUCGAACUUUUGGAUUCGGAUGAUGAGGGCGUUCCGAUGGUAAGUGCCAGCAACGGAACAGUGUCAAGUGGCAGUAGUAGUGCCGACAAGGGUACCGUUGAUAAUGCAACCGAUGUCAUCGAGAUUUUAUAG